Molecule: messenger RNA, 1821 nt
Organism: Trichomycterus rosablanca
Lineage: Eukaryota; Metazoa; Chordata; Actinopteri; Siluriformes; Trichomycteridae
Gene: hirip3
Product: HIRA interacting protein 3
Exons: 8
Coding region: 29-1609 (526 amino acids)
Cellular component (GO): nucleus
Source: RefSeq, a predicted model, not a curated record
UUUUCUUACGUAGUUUUUGGUAUUGACCAUGGUUUCAGAAGAGAUUGCAGUACGCAGUUUUGUCUCACGAGAACUACAAAGGUGUUGCCACCUCAGCACGUUAACACUUGGCAUACUCAGGAAGCGAUACCUAGAGCAUGUGGGCAGGGAAUCCCUCAGUCCAGAUCAAAGACUUUUACUCAAGCAAAUAGUGGAAGACGAGCUAUUAAAAAUGCAGGUGGAGGACAGCAGCAGUGAUGAUGAACCUGAAGUAAAGAGUGUGAAUCAAAAUAAACGGAAGAGAGAUGAUGAGGAAGAAGAGCACAACAAAGAUCAUGUGGGGGCUACAAAAAAGAAAUCACGUCUUGUGUCAGACUCCCCAGUGACUGAUUUUCCAGACUCUGGAACACAGAAAGAACCAAAUUCUAAACAGCUGAAAGAAGUGGAGGAUGUUAGUGAUAAGAACAUGGGUGAAGAGAGUGAUGAACAGAAUAACAAGAUGGAAGAGAAGAAGAAGAAGAAAAAACAAGAUGUCAGAGUGAAUAAGAAGAAGAAAUUAAGCCUAGAAACUGAAGAGGACAAUGAUAAAAAGAAAACUAAGUCGAAUGGGAAAACAAAUGCUAUAAUCAGUGAAGAAGAGGAUCAUAAUGAGUCCAGUGAUUCUGGUGAAGACAAAGAAAACCAGCAGAAAGCAAAAGGUCUAAAGAAAAAGCAAAAUAUUAGCUCAGACAGUGAGCAGGAGGAGAGGACGGCUAAAGAUGUGGCUAAAGUUAAAGGUAAAGCAGCUAAUCAGAAGAAGAGCAUAAGAAAAGUGAAUGUAAAAUCACCCAAUUUGCAGGAUUGUGAGGCUGUUAGAAGAGUUCAGAAAGAUGUUUUUGGGAGCAGCUCUGAAAGUGAAAAAGAAAACGAGGAGAAGAAUACAGAGAGGAAGGAAACAAGUGAGAGUGAUGAUGACCUUGAUAAAGAAAUCAAUGAAAGAAAAGCUGCUGAUGGUGUGUCCUCUGAUGAGGAAAUGGAAAAAAAGAAUGAACAAAGGAGUAAAGCGGAGGACUCAGAUUCCUCUUCUUCCUUGUUGCCCUCAUUGGAGGAUGAAGAUGACAACAGAGGAAAAAAUUCUAAACAGGAAGAAACGAAAAAGAAGACCAAAAAUAGCGAAAAGAGUGAGAGCAAGACCACAGCUAGAAAGGAUGAUGAGAAUAAAGCUGUGUCCAGACUAAAACGCUACAUUGCUCUCUGUGGUGUACGACGCAACUAUAAGAAGCUGUUAGAGGGCUGCAGGUCAGUAAAGUCUAAGGUAGAGGUUCUCAAAAAAGAACUGGAGGAGCUUGGGGUAGAAGGUCAGCCAUCUAUAGAAAAGUGUAAGAAGGCCAGAAUGAAGAGAGAGGAAGCUCAGGAGCUAGCAGAGCUGGAUGUUAGCAACAUCAUCACCACUCAGGGUCGUCCAAAACGGAGAAGAGCUGCAGCGUCGUGGAUGCAACCUGAGAGUAGCUCUUCUCCACAGUCAGCCUACAAACGUGUGGUGGACUCUGACUCUGAAAGUGAAGAUGGAUAUGCAGAAAAGGGACGCAAGAGAUUAACAAACUGGAGUAACCUGCGGGGAAUCAUUAGUGAUGACGCAGACAGCAAUUAAUCAAAAAGUGCCAUUCCAUUACAAACAGUGAGCAAAGUGUUAAUGGUAUAUUCUGUUCAGGCUGUUUCGUUUUUGUUUCCUUUUCUUUGUUUUGAUAUUGUUGUGGUCUCUUAUGAUGUCAUUGUUGGUAUGUUAACCAUUGUACCAUUUUACAUAUUUGUUACUUUUUGUAAAUGUAAUUGAUAAAUAAAGAAUUAUUAGUUGUACUUUUA